This is a messenger RNA of Cuscuta europaea, 967 nucleotides long. Lineage: Eukaryota; Viridiplantae; Streptophyta; Magnoliopsida; Solanales; Convolvulaceae. The record is from the annotation of a GenBank genome assembly.
GUACUGUCGGCGUCCUCAUCGGGUCAGAUCGGCCUACGGGCGGCUGCAAAUAAGGGUUUUAGAAUAAUCUUUCAGUAAGCUUGCAGACGGUACUGCAGCUGAGAUGACGAAAAAAAGUGCAGUUUUAGGGAAUGGGAAUGGGAAUGAGAAUAAGAAUGGUGACAGAAGCAAGGGCAAGCAUGGUGAUCGAUCAUAUUCGGCGAAGAAGAAUAUGAAGAAAAAUAUGCAGAGGUUGGGAGGAAAGGGCCUCUCCUUAGAAGCGUUCGUGAAUGCCAAAACUAGCAAUGGAAACUAUAACCCUUCCCUCAUAAAGAAGCAAAAGGAGUUCUACAAGAAUGCUAAAUUUGUGAAGAAAUAUAAGAGACUGGUAAAGCAACAGGGUGAUCCCAGUGCUUCUUCUAUUUCUAAAAGAAUAACAGAGGAACUGAAUGAAUGUGGAGAAGCUAGUAAUGUGGAUCGGAAUAAUGAUACAAGCAAAAGAUAUAAGCCUCGCAGCUUGAAAGAACUGUAUGAGAAAAAGCGUGAAGAGGAAGAAAAGGCGAGGAUGGAAAGGGAGGCCAUUAUUCAGGCAAAGACGGAAGAAAGAAAGAGAGCUGAAGAGCGGCGGAAACAAACAAGACAGAAUAUGUUCAAGAAAACAAGGUCUGGUCAGCCUGUUAUGAAAUAUCGAAUCGAGCAUCUCUUACAAACACUCCAAGGUUCAACUAGUUAGAAGUUUGAAUAAUAUUUUUUCACCACAAAUGGGUUAUGGAUAAUGGAUUACGUGAAAGAUUAUGAAUCCCUAUUAUAACCACCUUUGCUGCAUUAGAAAAAUUGCUCUAAAAUUUGAAUUAUGCCAAAAAAAAAAAAUCCCUUGUUAUUACUACGCAUAACUUAGGGAGUGUUUGCAUGUCCUUGUGCUUAUCAAAACUGAUUGAUUUUAGAGAUUAUUGGAAAAUUACCUAGUAAUAAUUUUGUGAUUGGUGUU